This is a messenger RNA of Cyclopterus lumpus (lumpfish), 1916 nucleotides long. RefSeq names its product heterogeneous nuclear ribonucleoprotein A0-like. The record is from RefSeq and is a predicted model, not a curated record. Bases 313 to 1257 code for a protein of 314 amino acids. Gene Ontology annotation, molecular function: RNA binding. The transcript has 2 exons. NCBI's taxonomy places the organism in Eukaryota, Metazoa, Chordata, Actinopteri, Perciformes, Cyclopteridae.
CUCCAGGUUGCUUCGGUAACCUGGGCACGAGGACAUCACCCCCGAAAACGAUGGGGUGUGUCUCCACGCUGACAGGGUGCGGUUGUGCCUUCUCCCUCUCAGCAAUUAAACCUCAGAUUUCCGACACCACUUGAAGGCAGCAGCAGCACGAUUCGCCUGCGAGCCAAUGGGAGCGGUGACUUUUUCAAGAUGACCAAUCAGCGGCGUUUACGUCUUACGGAGGCAAUAUGUGUCAAACGGCCCGCCCUGACGUUGCUCAUUGAAGAAGAAGACGGACGGUAUCGGCAUACCAUCCACUGAAGAGAUUCAAUCAUGUCUACCAAACUUUGCAAGCUGUUUGUCGGCGGACUGAACGUGGAGACGACAGAAGAUGGCGUCCGCAAGUAUUUCGAGCAGUUUGGCACGCUUAACGACUGCGUGGUGGUCAUGAACCAGACGCUCGGCCGGUCCCGCUGUUUCGGCUUUAUCACCUACUCGACUCCGCAGGAGGCCGACGCAGCAAUGGCGGCUAACCCACAUGUCGUCGAAGGCCACGACGUGGAAUUGAAAAGGGCCAUAGCGCGAGAAGACGCCAACAACCCGGAUAUUCUCGCCAACGUUAAAAAGAUUUUCGUCGGCGGCGUGAAAGACCACAUCGAGGCCGACAACCUGACCGAGUACUUCUCCCAGUUCGGCGUGGUGGAGAAGGCCGAGAUCAUCUCCGACAAGCAGACCGGCAGGAAGCGCGGCUUCGGCUUUGUCUUCUUCGAGGACACCGACUCCGCCACCAAAGCGGUGCUGACCAAGUACCACACCAUCAGCGGGAACAAAGUGGAGGUGAAGAAGGCUCUGACCAAGCAGGAGAUGUCCAACGGCGGGCGAGGAGGGAGAGGUCGCGGAAGGGGGAUGCAAAGCUUUAGCGGCGGAAGAGGCGGCGGAGGCUACAGCGGCUACAGUGGCGGCGGCGGCUACAACAACAACGGCGGCGGCGGCUACGGUGGAGGCGGAGGAUACGGCGGCAACGGCGGAGGUUACGGCUACGGCGGAGGAUACGGUGGAUAUGGAGGAGGAGGCUACGAAGAGGGAGGCUACGACAACACGAUGGGGGGUGGGUACAGUAACGGUGACUUUGGGGAAGGCUACGGACAGCAGAACUCCAGCUAUGGUGCAGUGAAGGGGGGCAACUAUUCCUACCGGACCCCGGCUCCAUACAACAGAGGCGGCGGUGGAGGUGGCUACGGCCGAGGAGGUGGCGGUGGAUUCAGCGGUGGCUAUUAGGGCCCCCCACCAGUUCUUGUGAUGUUCAUGGGGUAAAUUCUGAUUUACAGCGAACUUUACACACACGCACGCACACACACACACACACAUUACACACGCCUGGGUGAGGGGUCUUUGUUGAAUUCAGUCAAGGGAGCAGUGCCCAUCACCCACACAGAAUCAAUGAGACUGUCCUGGAUCCUGGCUCCCCCGGACCCCAUCUGUCCUCUUAUUCCACACAUUAUGGACUUUACUACUAAGAAUUGUACUUUUUGUUAUGUAGGGGAGGGAAAGGGGGGGGGAAUACUUUCUUUGAACCAUUUGUAAAACCGUAUCAAUUUCAGUCACUGCUUCUCAACUCGGAAUUGAGUUUGUUUGUCUUGCAAACCAGCCAGAUGUGUCUGUUAUUUUUGCAUCAUGAACUCAGGGUUUUAAGUGAUGUUGGUGGCAGUGUCAGGAGUCAUGGGACUCUAUUGCUCGAGUUUCUUGAUCCUAAACACUAUCGUGACAAAAGUGUUUUUUGGAGAGAAAAGUCACGGACUGUUUUUGUUAUCUGUAAAUUUACAUUUUCCACCCGUCCCAUAACAGGCUUUUGUUUAGAUUAAACUGUUUUUGAAAUCCAUGUUCACCCUUAUGUUUGAUUCUGCUUUUAUUAAAGUUUUUAAUGUUUUGAAACUCUA